AUACCAUCACCUGUCCUGUAUGAGUUAAAUUCACAAAAGAAUUGCAACGAGUGAUACUGGCACAGAAAUAGCCAGUCGCUUUCGCCUUUCGAAAUCCUUUCGAUCGAGUCCACGCUGACUCUAGAACCGGAUUAUUCUGGAUUAAAUCGGAUCAUCUUCGCUUACAAACUGUGCAGCUUCUGGCUUUGUGGGUAAUAAUUCGUCAAGGAAUAUACUCCUACUGAACAAAAGGAUGACGACGGAUUGUCGCCAAAGUGCCUACCAAUGUAAAACUCGACGACAGGCCGCCAAUUACGAUGAGGAGGAUGAUAAAGUUGGGAAGCUGCCCAACCAUGCUGACAGAACCCCUCUAUCGGACACAUCGAGCGGGUACACGCCAACGAAUAAGCUAAUGACUGAUCCAUUCUUUGGUACCGUUGCAGGCAGACUAGCGCAAGAAAUACAUGACGAAUUCUUGGUGUGCAAAAUCUGCUUCGAAAGUUACGUCGACCCAAAAUGCUUGUCCUGCCUGCACACAUUUUGUGCCAAAUGUAUUGAGCGCCAUAUCUCUGCCGAGGUAACUUACAACAAAUAUACAGACUAUAGGGAUUUCACAUGCCCUUUGUGUCGUAAGCGAACUCAGUUACCCCUUGGCGGUGUAAAGCGGUUACCAGACAACUUUCUAAUUUCCGGUCUGACGGAAUUGGUGAUGCGACAACGUGCCUCGUCGCAUUCCUCGUCUUCCAUCACUCUGACAUCCGGACAAAAUGGUAGAGGCACUGGAGAUGGACUUGAGACUCAACCAAACUGGAUAAACGGCGAAGAAAGCUACGAUCGAGUAAACGCGUUGCCUCGCUUGUCCCGCAGUGGAAUCACAUACGGAGAAUGCGAGAUAUGUGCCCAAGUGGGUUGGUUGGACCGCGGUCACUCUACUGAACCUGUGAGCAAACCAACAGGAAACAGCGAUUCAGGACGAGCUAGCUCCGCCACUCUAAGUCAGACCCCAGUGGCUUCCUCCAAAUGUCUGGACUGUAAUAAGCUUUUAUGCGCCCAAUGCGUUCAACGACAUCGUAACACCAGAGUUACAAAGGACCAUGCCACCUACGAUUUACAAGCUGGUAAAGAUAUCGAAUGCAAAGAACAUCCAGGGGAAAGCGUCCGUUUCUACUGUGAGGCUUGUUCUACCUGCAUCUGUGUACUAUGCACCUUCAACGAGCACAGAGAGCAUGAAGUGACUAGUUUUGGUGAGGCAGUAGCUUUUGUUCGAGCCGAGCUGGAAUCCCACAUGGAUCGUGCAUUUCACCGAAUUUCCAAGGCGAAAGCCAGUCUUGGAGCGCUGACUGAAGUGUCUGACCUAGUUCACAGUUUGGAACGUCAAAUCCAUGAGACAUCUGAGCAGUUCAUUGAAGUGAUUCAGAGGCAGGAGCAAGAACUGCUGCACGAUCUCCAUGAAUUCGUCGGCCCGAAAGGUAUGGAGCUCAUAGAUCAGCAGAUAGUUCAUGAGCAGAACUUGGAGGUGGCUCAGACCAUUUGCAAAGAGACCGAAGCGUACAUGGAUGGUCAAGAAAUCGACAUGCUACUAGCUAAGCCUGAACUUUACAAAAAGCUACACCAGCUGAAUGACAUCAACCUGAGUUGCAAUGAUUUUGAACUGGCAACGCUUGAGAUGUUCUUUCGCCCUGGGACUGUGCAACUUGGCUAUUUGACCAACGACCUUUCAGGGCCACCAACAGAACAGUACGAUUAUUUGCAUCUUCCACUGUCGUCCUCUCAAUCCUCUAUUGAAUUGGCAAACAGACCCUGUAUUAAUACAACUUCCACGCAGACGGACUAUAGUUUAUUGGAGAAACUUCUUCAAAAGGAAAAGUCCUCGGAAGAGAAGCAGUAUCGCACGAAAGGCUGCAACACUGAUUGCUUAUCGGUUAGUGAUCAGGAAACAAAUACCCGGCCGCGAGGUAUUCAUACUUCCAUUUCUUUCAGUGAAAUAGUGUCGAACUCCAAUUCUGAAGAGUGUCUCAACCAGCUGGAUGCCAGUAAAUUAGACUUCCAAUCGAUGGACAAUCUGACUAGAGCCAGAAUGCGCCGAAAAUUAAGGGAACACUGUAAUACUUUCGAUGAAUCGCCCGGUUACAAUCACGGAAUCAAGUUGAACGGGGAGCGAAGCAAACCCAGAAGAGGACAAAAUGAUUACGCUUUUUGUCGGUACAGUUUUAUCGACAAGUACCACCAUUAGAAUGCUCAUGAAACUACCAAAUCUGAUUCCAGAGGAUAGCGCCAGCGGCCACGGUAAACUACUAAUAAUCAACAAUGAUUCUUAAUAUUAUCCGUUUCACUUUUUCUCGCAACUACUGACCAGGUUUUCUUUCAUCCUGCAAUGCUGUAACUUCCGGAAACAAACACCACAUGUUAGGUGUGGUUGGAGUGUCAAUCGGUCACGGAAACAUGCUUACUACCAGCAAGCAUACUCGUGUACAUAUUGUGGUUCCUUCGAAGAUGAACACUCGGUGAAUGACACUGAUUGCACCAUAUUUCAUUGUAUGCUCUUUCUUGUGAACCGCGUUCUCACAUGCAAGCAAGCUGACAAAAAGCGAGUUGCAUAAAUGCUUAACUUACCUCAAGCAUAAAACAACAAGUGAGAGGGGAACUAUUUGUUGAAACUACGUUAAACGCUUAGUUGCAAAAGAAACCAGAUCCUUCCGCCAAAUGAAAAGAUGACGAAGCACAAAGUGAUCUUCAUAGCCACAACCCUGUAAGUUUAUGAUCAAAAGCUGAAAAUACUCGGUGUCUCUUCUACGCUUACGUCAGCGCAGUAUUAUAUUUGAACAGCCAUUGCUUUCUUCCUUCUCUCUUCAGCUG
Messenger RNA from Dicrocoelium dendriticum, 2835 nucleotides. NCBI's taxonomy places the organism in Eukaryota, Metazoa, Platyhelminthes, Trematoda, Plagiorchiida, Dicrocoeliidae. The record is from the annotation of a GenBank genome assembly.